UGAACAUCCUUAUUUGUCAUCCAUGCCUUAAGUACACGUGAACGAUUUUCAUUGGCUAGCAAAAUCAAAUUACUGGAAAAAGAAAAAAAAAAAUUGUACAAAUUCCAGGAUGAGUAGCAGUAUACUACUGCAACUGUAGUUUUGUCUGUGAAACCCACAUUUCUCUGAAGAGCGACCUGGAGAGGAGAAGAAGAAGAAGAAGAUAGCUUACAGAAGAGAACAAGUAUUUUCUCUCUGUGUUCGAAUUUGGGUUUGUCAUACUUCUUAUUCUUCUUUAUCAUAUUGUUGAUUGAGGUAAACUGGAGUUGAUCAGAGUUCAUUGGGUUUUCUUUGGUUUUGUUAUUUUUGGGAUAAGUCUCUUUCUUUUUCCUUGAUUAUUCAGACCGACCAAGAAAGUUUUCUUCUUUCUAUAUGUCGAGUCGAUACAAAAUAGUUUUGUGGGCAUAGUUAAUUCGGCGGUUUUAAAAAUUAGGGGUUCCCCCUCUUAGGAUUUAUCGCAUUAAAGGACAUUAUUGGUCCCUCAGUUUUGUUUUCUUUUUCUCCAUUGACCAAAUUUCUUGGCAAAAAUGAGGGUUAGUUUUGUCAAUUGAGGUCUACUUUUGUUUAAUUUUAUAUUUGAAUAUUUGGUUGAUGUAUCUUUUAUGAGAUUAUUGCGGAAGAGUAUUUGAACACACGCGGUGGUUUUUGUAUUGAUAUGCUUUCUAGGGUUAAUUUGGAGGAGAAGAAGAUGGUUGGAAUAGUGAAGAACCAGUCAUCUCAUUGGUGGUGGCUUGACCAUCAGAACACCUCAAACCGCUCUCCAUGGCUUCAAUCCACUCUUGCAGAUCUGGAUCACAAGACAGAGGCCAUGCUAAAAUUGAUUGAGACAGAUGCCGACUCCUUUGCUCAACGUGCAGAAAUGUAUUACAAAAAGCGGCCUGAGCUGGUUAGCAUGGUUGAAGAGUUUUAUCGAACCCAUCGCUUAUUAGCGGAGAAGUAUGAUCAAGUAAAGUCAGAUUCUGGAACUCGGGUACUGACAACAUUAAGGUCCCCAUUCUCUUCAACCAAGUAUCAAGUAGAGAAGCCGCCAGUGAGUGGGAUCUCCUAUCAGACCUACGAUAGCUACUCUGAAACUUGUGACACCGAAGAUUUUGCUGAAUCAGAAGUUGAUGAUCCUGAGCUGGAAGAAGACGAGCAGGAAUGUGAAACCCCACGGAUUCAUGAAGAAACUAAAGAAAUGAAAUUUUUGAGCGGGAUUGAUUAUGAAGAGCUGAGAAAGUUGAAGGAAGAAGUGGAGAAACUUGAGGCGAAGAACAAAGCUCAAAAGGAAGAAGUGGAGAGACUUCAGGAGGAAAACAAAGCUCAAAAGGAUCAGUUAAAGCAGAAAGAUGAAGAGAAGAGGCAGGUUAUAAGGCAGCUUAGUAUGGCAGUUGACAUGCUCAAGGAAGAUAAUGUGAAGCUGAGGAAGUGUCUUGUAAAAGACUCCCCCAAAAGGCAUAGUCCCUUUGAGUUUAACAAAUUAAAGGAGUCUUUUUUGGGGAAGAUGUUUAUGAAUGGGUCUCAAAAGUAUCCUGUUGUUGCUCUUUAGACAAGUAUAUGCAAUUAGUGUUAGCAUGUAGAAACACCACCAGUCUUUAUAGAUAUGUCCAUAGGCUUAUACACAGUUAUACUACCUGGGGUUUGACCCCUGAACUCAGAGAGCUAGAAAGAUGAUAGUUUUUUUCCCCUUUAUCUAAAAUUAGCUUCCAAUAUUGUCGGUAAUUCUAUUUAAUGUAAUAUUUUUAGUUUUUGAAAGCAAUUUAAUGUAAUAUUAAUUUCUUUUAUCAUUUCUUUGGUUUAAGAGAACCUAGUAUUGGGUUUUGUUGUUCAAUCUACAUAUGGUUGUUAGAUUCUAAUACAUUUUCAAAGACUAGAUAUCAUUAAAAUAGAUCUACAAAACAGCUACCAACAUUCCCACUACAAAUAAUAUAAAUUAAAAAUAAUGCUCUAAGCCAUAGUAAAUGGGAAUAGUAUUCUUAAACUUUUCAAGCUCUCCAUCACUAACAUUAUGGAAUAACAUAAAUAUAAUUUGAAACGAACAAUCUUUAUUUACUUUAUAAUAUUUAUUCAGAAAAAUCCCAGUGACCAUAUCUAUCAAAAUUCACAGAAAUGUCAAGUACUACUUGUAUAUGAAUAAUACAUAUAUAUAUCAUCAUCUACCCCUAACACCACACUAAAACACAUACAAACAACACCCUUGUAAAUAUAUACUACCAAAAAUAAAAAAGCUGAAACACUUACAUACAACAAUAAUUGAAUUUGCCCACCUUUUUUUAUUUCUCUAUUUCUUUUUAUUGUUUCUUUGGUUGGAUAAGAAUCAUCACCAAGCACCAUUUUUGUUUUUCUGCAACAUUAUGCAAAGAACCAACAAAAGCCCAAGAACAGAGCAAGGGUGAGGGACCCAGAUGAGGAAGCUGAAGAAGCAGGCAUAGACCCAGAUGGAGGAAACGCCAUUCCAGGUCCAGGAGCAACGACAUCGUCUGGAUUUGGGGGGCUCGGACUAGAGGGAAUGGUUGGGAGUGAGGAUUCUUCAGGAGAAAGAUUCUGUUUCCCGGGAGUGGGAAACAGAGGAGUUAUGUCCGGAGAAAGUGAUGGGGGUAAUGGAGCUGUUACAGGACCAGGACCACCUGGUAGAAUUGCUGGAGCUGCUGAAAUGGUGGAGAAUUGAAUAUCUGAAGAAGAAGAAGAAGAAGCCAAGGCUACUGGGAAUGAAAAGGAAUGAGAAUAAUAAGCAAUGAAAAGAAUCAACAUUGUUGAGAGUAAUGACCAAAAGGAAGCCAUAAUAAUCAAAAUAAAUGAUUAUGAUGAUUAAAUUGAUUGCCCCUUAUGAGUAGAGUAAAGCUUUAAUAAAUGUGUCUUUGUGAUAUGAAAAAGGAAAGACAGAAAUAAAAAGGUUGGAGAAAAAGAGAGUAUGAGAGGUUUUUAUGAUUAAAGCUUUAAAACUU
Molecule: messenger RNA, 2963 nt
Organism: Cannabis sativa
Lineage: Eukaryota; Viridiplantae; Streptophyta; Magnoliopsida; Rosales; Cannabaceae
Product: protein NETWORKED 3A
Exons: 2
Coding region: 695-1567 (290 amino acids)
Cellular component (GO): vacuolar membrane
Molecular function (GO): actin binding
Source: RefSeq, a predicted model, not a curated record